CAGCUGUUUCUGGGACAGUGCUGGAAAACGCAUCAGUCAGCCGACUGAGUUGUAAACUUUUCUUUGCCAAAUAAUAGCAAUGAUUGUUCUUGGAAGACUACUAGGACUUUAUUAGCAACAUGGAAAUACAGCAAACGUCGCCCAGCCUGGCCGUAUCGGACACGAACAGCACCUGCGAGUACCUGGAUGCAGAGGGCGAGCCGGAUCCCAGCGACAUAGACAGCAACUUUUACGAGGAGGCGGAUCACGAUCACGAUCAAGAGGCUGAGCAGCAGAAACAUAGUAUUAUCUCUGAGCUACGCGAUGGGCUGGAGCCAAGCACUAGCUCUACCAGCGCCAUCAGUCCGGAGCCAGGCAAGUCCAAGGGACUGGCCGCCUCCGUGGAAUCCCUAGCCCUGAGCACCUCCACCAGCGCCAAGACAGAGGACAGCAGCAGCAACAGCGCUGCCUUGGACGACGACCAGCACGACUACCAGCACGACAGCGUGUGGCGCGGACAAAAGAAGCACAUCUUUAUACUCAGCGAAGCGGGCAAGCCAAUCUUCUCGCUGCACGGCAACGAGGACAAGCUGGUCACCCUCUUUGGUGUCAUUCAGGCACUGGUCAGCUUCGUGCAGCUCGGGCAGGAUGCCAUCACGUCCAUACAUGCGGGCGGCAUCAAGUUUGCCUUCAUGCAGCGUAGCUCCCUCAUCCUGGUGGCCGCAACGCGCACCAACAUGAGUGUGCAGCAGUUGCAUCUGCAAUUGGGGGAUGUCUACAAUCAGAUACUGUCCAUACUGACCUACUCACACAUGACGAAGAUUUUCGAGAAGCGCAAGAACUUUGAUCUCCGUCGCCUGCUCUCCGGUAGCGAGCGGCUGUUCUUCAAUCUGCUGGCCAACGACAGCAGCAGUGCUCGAGUGUCCAACAACAUUUUCACUUUUCUGACCAACUCCAUACGCGUCUUCCCCCUGUCGACGACAGUUCGCUCGCAGAUCACCAGCGCCAUACAGAGCAACUGCUCGAAGAUCAAAAAUCUGGUGUUUGCCGUGCUGAUAGCCAACAACAAGCUGAUUGCCUUGGUGCGCAUGAAGAAGUACUCUAUACAUCCGGCUGAUCUCCGCUUGAUUUUCAAUCUGGUCGAGUGCUCCGAGUCGUUCAAGAGCUCCGAGAACUGGUCACCCAUCUGCCUGCCAAAGUUCGACAUGAACGGGUAUCUGCAUGCACAUGUCUCGUAUCUGGCGGACGACUGUCAGGCGUGUCUGCUGCUGCUCUCUGUGGAUCGGGAUGCCUUCUUCACGCUGGCCGAGGCAAAGGCCAAGAUUACCGAGAAGCUGCGGCGAAGCCAUUGCCUGGAGGCGAUCAACGAGGAGCUGCAACAGCCGUUCAACGCAAAACUGUAUCAGCAGGUCUUGGGCAUUCCCGAGCUGCGACACUUCCUGUACAAGCCCAAGUCGACGGCCCAGCUGCUGUGCCCCAUGCUCAGGCAUCCGUACAAGUCGCUGCAGGAGCUGGAGCGUCUCGAGGCGAUUUACUGCGGUCUGCUGCAUCGCAUCCACAACAGCUCUCGGCCCCUAAAGCUCAUCUACGAGAUUAAAGAGCGCGAAGUAGUGCUGGCCUGGGCAACGGGCACGUACGAGUUGUACGCCGUCUUUGAGCCUGUGGUGGACAAGGCCACGGUGAUCAAGUACGUGGACAAGCUGAUCAAAUGGAUCGAGAAAGAGUACGACGUGUACUUUAUACGAAGUCAUGCCACAUUCUGAGCUUGCCGAGCAUGUGGUGAGCAUUUGUAUAGCUAUAAAGUAGAGUGACAUGUGAGAUACAGAUACAACUAUUUUUAUAUUUAAACAAACUUUCGCUGCCUCUAAAUUGUUAACGUGUUACGCCGAACGAUGUUGUUGCGUUGCAGUUUUUAUGGCGUUUAUUUAACUUAAUCAUGUAUACCAAUAAUACGCAUGUACAUUUGUAAUCUAAGUAAA
Drosophila subobscura is the source of this 1958-nucleotide messenger RNA. RefSeq names its product vacuolar fusion protein MON1 homolog A (gene Mon1). The record is from RefSeq and is a predicted model, not a curated record. Gene Ontology annotation, biological process: protein targeting to vacuole; endosome to lysosome transport via multivesicular body sorting pathway. The coding region runs from base 120 to 1742 and encodes 540 amino acids. The transcript is spliced from 3 exons. NCBI's taxonomy places the organism in Eukaryota, Metazoa, Arthropoda, Insecta, Diptera, Drosophilidae.